Bolinopsis microptera is the source of this 2997-nucleotide messenger RNA. RefSeq names its product guanine nucleotide exchange factor VAV3-like. The record is from RefSeq and is a predicted model, not a curated record. Gene Ontology annotation, biological process: cell migration; regulation of GTPase activity. Gene Ontology annotation, cellular component: cytoplasm. Bases 104 to 2734 code for a protein of 876 amino acids. Lineage: Eukaryota; Metazoa; Ctenophora; Tentaculata; Lobata; Bolinopsidae. The transcript is spliced from 7 exons. Gene Ontology annotation, molecular function: protein binding; guanyl-nucleotide exchange factor activity.
GGCACGCCAUCUUGAUGAAGAGAUACAGUGGAGAAAAGCACAAGACUGGCUAUACUCUACAGGAAAGCUAUCUCAACCAUGCAGGGAACUCUUAGACUUUGCCAUGAGUCUGGUGGAUGGUAUUAUGUUAUGUGAAGUGGCCAAUUUUCUACAUCCUGGGGCCAUCAAAUCGUUUAACUACAGACCAUCAAUCCAAUUUAUGUGUGUCAAAAACAUCGACAACUUUUUAAAUGCAUGCAUCAAAUUCUUUGGAUUCCAGACCCACGAGCUUUUUACUGCAACAGAGCUCCUUGAGGUUGAAAACUUUGGAAAGGUCGUUGAAGUUCUCUCUAAGUUAUCCCUUACCAACCAAGCGAAGACGGCAGGUUUGCAACCCUUCAAUUGCUACUUCGACGACCAGGAGCUUUAUCACACUCUUCAAAGAGAUGCGGAAUCUAGGAGUGAGGAUAUCUAUAGUAGGAUUGAGGAUAUCUUUCAGUUUGAUCGCACUGUCGACUAUUCUUACCAAGAAACCUCGUAUCAGCAAGAAAGCAUCUACGAGGACAUUGUUAAGAUUAAACAGUAUCGGAUGGACAAGCCUAAUGAUAAACGAGGCUAUAUGAUCGAUGAGCUAUUUGAAACAGAGAAAAACUAUGUCCAGGUUUUAGAAAUCGUCAUAACUCAUUUUUUAGAAAAACUCAAAAUCAUUUUGACUAACGAAGACAUUAAAGUCAUUUUUCAAAAUAUCGAGGAGUUGAAAAGGAUUCACGAAAAACUCUUACAGAGACUUAAAUUAAGUUUAGACAAUGGGGGUCUUACGAUUGGGGACUGUUUUAUAAAAACGAUUGAGCAGUUCUACAAAUAUGGGAAUUAUUGUGCAUGUCUUGACGCUGCAGCUCAGAAAAUUGACGAACUUAUGUCAGACUCAAAAAUAGCAAAUGUGGUAAAUCGCUGUUCUCAGGAAUCUCAGCAAAGGUUUUCUCUGAAAGACUUGCUUAAAGUUCCAGCUCAGAGGAUUUUGAAAUAUCACAUGCUUUUAGAAAACCUUCAUAAAACAACCCCUGACAAUCCGGGACUUCAAGAGGGAUUUAGAAUCAUGAAGGCAUUGGCUUCGUUCAUUAACGAGUAUAAGAGGAACUUUGAGCAAAAGUUGGCCACAAAAUCUAUAGAGGAGCGAAUUUUAAACAGAGAUCUUGAAGACUUGUAUGCAUAUGGAAAACUUUUAAAGGAUGGCGAAGUUAUGCUGAAAAGUUCUAACAAACCGAUAAAACGAUUCGCAUUUCUUUUUGAGAGGUGUGUCUUAAUAUGCAAAAAAUCGGAACAUUCCAAUUUAGAAAUACAAGUUUCUCUAGACUUUGAUACUUAUGAAAUCGCUGAACAAUUUGAUCCUCCUGGUGGCGGUAAAUUUAGCUUUGGUUGGUCGAUGAAAAACAAAGUGGACAUUCUUCAACCUCCUUAUCAGAUAUUUGUCAAAACGGCAGAGCAGUGUGCUGUUUGGUUAGCAAAGCUUCACGAAGGAUACCACAUGUUACGUUCCCCCUCACACCUUCAGUGGGAACACAAGUUUUGCUUGUACAACUUUUCCACCUACACAACAUGUGAGGGAUGUCAGGAGAUCCUAAGUGGAGUCUUUCUCCAGGGCCUACUCUGUCAGUCCUGCAACAUAGCGUGUCACCGACACUGCAAAGCCAUGAUCAGUGACUGCAAGAAGUCACGUAUGAUGAGCCGAGGUUCUAGUUACAGCAACAAGGACCUACCCUCGUUACCCUCCACCGCCUCCCUGGGUAGCAUCUCCGGCUACAAUAUCCCGGACCUGAACUCUGACAUGAACGCUAUCCAUGUUGACGGAGCACCUCCUACUCCUAGCACUGUUUCUCCUCCUCCUAUCCCUCCCCGAGUGCCUAGUCUCAAGAUUGAUUUGGAGAGAUCAGAUUCCGGCUCGAACUCAGAGACAGAAAUUUUUUAUGAAAAUAUGACAUCUGGAGGAUCUUCAAGUUCAAGUUCAGAGCCAGCUAAAAACUUUUAUUCCACGGAUCCGCUGGAAUGCAACAAAAUUUUGGUGGACAGCAGACGUUCCAUUCCGACUACCCCGACCUUCAAUUCCCGCUCCCCCUCAUUCGACCGAGGUUCUGCUGCUUCACCCCAACACUUCACUAUUCAGGGGGACCUGUAUGUAUGUACUAAGGAUUACAAUGGUGGCAACAUAUCUGACGUGUUUGAACCCACUAUAGUGCUCAACAGGGGAGAAUUUGUCGAGGUAAUGAAGAAAGAUCACCCAAUGUAUUGGAAAGGGAAGAGCCAAGCCUCAGGGCAGACGGGAUACUUCCCUUCUGAGAACGUGAAGAUGUACUCUCAGACUCGAGCAGACUCUAUCGGGUCUGCCAUCAUGCCCAGUCCUACACUGAGGCAGCAGUGUAACGGACAGAUGCUGUACAAUUUCCCUUGGUAUGUGGGAGAGAUGGACCGCAACGGUGGAAGGAUGAUGCUGGAACCAGCCACAGUUCCUGACGGCUGCUACCUGGUCAGGGAAUCCAAGAACAGAGUCGGCCAGUACUCCAUCGACGUUAAAUUCAACUUUCUUGUGAAGCAUAUAAAAGUGGUGUACUCUGAUGGCACCUUUUGUCUGGCCCCCUCCAAGACCUUUAGCUCGAUAGUGGAGUUGGUUACCCACUACCAGCACAGCACCCUGGGUCAAGUCUUCAGGGAUCUUCAGACUAAACUCUUGGUGCCUUACCGAUGUUUACCUGGAUCAUGAUGAUACUUGUGUGAGAGGAACUUAGACGUUCUCUGUUACAUGUCUGUCAGAUCGUGCUAGUGAUCAGACUGCAAUUGGUGGAAGUGCUACUUCUGAAAUGGAGGUGCUACUUCUGAAAUGGAGGUGCUACUUAUGAAAUGGAAGUGCUACUUCUGAAAUGGAAGUGCUUCUUCUGAAAUGGAAGUGCUACUUCUGAAAUGGAAGUGCUACUUCUGAAAUGGAAGUGCUACUUCUGAAAUGGAAGUGCUACUUCUGAAAUGGAA